AUGGAAGCUCUCGUGGAACAGGUUCGCUCUCUGGCCAAGAAUGGCGACGAGAAGGUCCGCAAGUCUAUUCUGGACACCUUGCAGUCGUUGAGAAACUCAAUCGAGACCCCCGAUGAUACCAUUCAGCGUUAUACCUUCUAUAACCUGCAGCUUGCUGCCCUGCGAGUCGGAGUUAACCUGAAGCUCUUUAACUACCUGGCAGAGAGCGAAAAGCCUCUGACAGUUGCUGAGCUUAGCGAGAAGACAAGCGCAGACCCAGUCUUUCUAGGCCGCAUUCUCCGUUACCUGGCUUCAUUUGGAGCUAUCAAAGAGACAGAGCAGGAUGCCUUCACCCACACUAACAUCACACAAACAUUCGCUGUGUCUGGAUUCCAAGCUGCUGUCUGUCACUACUUCGAUACCAUGGGCCCCGCGAUUCAGAAUCUACCCGACUUUUUGAAGGAGACCAACUAUGCCGACCCUGAGAACAGCGCCAACACUGCCCUUCAAAAGGCGUUCGGCACCGACCAGCCCGCCUUUUUCUGGCUUCAGACUCAGCCAGAGAAAAUGGGCUUUUUCCAGGAGUACCUCACUGUGAACCGCGCUGGAAUGCCCACAUUCUUGGAUGCCUACCCAAUCCAUGAGAAGGCAACUGGAUUAAGCCCAGAGCGGGCGCUUUUUGUUGACGUUGGCGGUGGUUUUGGUCACCAGGCUAUUGCUUUCAGGGAGAAAUACCCUGACCUCGAGGGACGUGUCAUUGUUCAAGAUUUGGCACCCACUCUCCAGCAUGCCCUGAAGCAUCCAAAUGUGGAGACCGUUGAGCAAGACUUCUUCCAGCCCCAAGCUAUUCGGGGUGCCAAAUUUUACUACCUGCGAAACAUCUUCCACGAUUGGCCUGAUGACAAGUCCCUAGCCAUUCUCAAGAACAUCAUUGACGCUUUAGCGGAGGAUUCUGUGAUCCUGAUUGAUGAUAUGGUUUUGCCUAACGUCGGAGUUCACUGGCAAGCCGCACAGUUGGAUGUUCUCAUGAUGACCACUUUGGCAGCCCGGGAGCGUACCCAGGAUCAGUGGUAUAAGCUGCUGGAGAGUGCUGGCCUGAAGAUCAACAGUAUCACCCCUUAUACUUCUAGUCUGAAGGACAGUAUCAUUGAGGCUGUUCCUGCUUAG
Molecule: messenger RNA, 1146 nt
Organism: Penicillium malachiteum
Lineage: Eukaryota; Fungi; Ascomycota; Eurotiomycetes; Eurotiales; Aspergillaceae
Exons: 5
Coding region: 1-1146 (381 amino acids)
Molecular function (GO): O-methyltransferase activity
Source: RefSeq, a predicted model, not a curated record